Molecule: messenger RNA, 1797 nt
Organism: Podarcis muralis (Common wall lizard)
Lineage: Eukaryota; Metazoa; Chordata; Lepidosauria; Squamata; Lacertidae
Source: RefSeq, a predicted model, not a curated record
ACACUACCGCCGUCCGACUACAUCCGGGAAACUCGGACGCCGCCGCCUUCGCUUAACGUCGGCUGAUAUCGGCUCUUUCCGCCAAAGCUCCUCCCAUUCCAGCCAGUCCUUUUUUCUUUUUUGAACCCACCCUCUUUCUUAAGUCUAUGCCCCGCCUCCUCCCUUCCGGAUGCUAAGGCGAGUUCCUUCGGGAAACAUCGACCAUUUCCGUCAGGUUCCGACAAGCCCCCCCUUGGGUUGUUUGGGGUUUUUUUAGCCUCCCUUCGCUCUCUGUUCGGUCGCUGCAGUUUCGGAAAACAUCGGUAGUCUCCGUGCAGCCUGCAGCCCUCGCAUUCGGGCGGCACCGGCUGUCUCCGUCACGGAUCGCUAUCUCCACUUCGACUAUUUCCGCAAGGGGAAGGAGAAACGCCGCCACAAUCGGUUAUUCCCCCCAACUUAAUCCUCCGAGAAUGAGCUCCGGAAAUACGCUCGGAAAGUGGUGGAUAAAUUCAAGCUAGGUGGCUUGGAGUUUUUCUUUGGUUCCUGUUUCGGCUGAACGACGUUCUCUGCUGGGAUAACAGAAACGCGUUUUGUUCCAUCCCCGACGAAGCCGAAGUUACCGGAGUUAUUUAGUGGGCGUUACCGGAGGCAGACGGUGGUGAGAUCAGCUGGUGGAAACAAGGAUCAUUUCCUUCUCUGAAGGGUGGAGCCAGCAGGAUGACUCACCAGGGGGCUGUUCUGCAAGGCUAUAAUAACGAACUUGUGAAACAUAUAGAAGACUUGUACAUGCAAAGAGAAGAAGUGAGCAAGCAGAUCAGGGAAGCGGAAGAGGAAAAGAGUAGGAUCCAGGAUAAAAUCGAGACACUGACAAAACAACUGGAUUGCGUGUGUGAAAACUUAGCACAGAAAAAUGCUGCACAGAAGAAACUUGACGAAGUUCUUGCCGAAGCAGCGUUGACUUACGAGAAGAUCUUGGAAAGCUCUAGGAUGCUGCUGAACGUUUUGAAAGCCGAAACAGGGAAUUUAGACAAAACGAUAAUGCUAAAUAGAAAUGUGACUGGGGAUAUUCAAACACUUGGGCUCCAACAAACGCAGCACUAGGCUUUGUGAAAAGUUAUAUACAAGAAAUGUCACACUUUGAUCUUGUAUUGGUGGGUUUAUUAAUGUUUUUAUUAUGUAUCAAUUGUUACUUUUUAUAGAGGAUAUCAUGGAAGCAAUAAACAAGUUGAAAAUAAAGUUCUUUAAAACUUAACUGCUUAUCCUAAGAUUGUUUUAGAUGCUGCAAGGACUACAUGUUGGAGCCAACUGACACAUGAUCCAAGGAGCCUAGCAGCUGCUGGAUCAGUGAACAGAGUACUUGGGAUUCAGCAUACCACGGGCUGUGUUUAAAGCAACAGUGCAGCAUCUACUAUUUUUGGAACAGUAAGGAAAGAAUUGGUUUGUAAAAUGUUUGCGGUUCCAGUAAUACGUCUGAGGGCCAUGUGGGCAGGAUUUAGGACAUAACACUUGGGUAAAUCCUGCAGGGCUUUUCCACUUUUUUGUUGCAAGCUUUUACUGUGUCCCUUCAUAACUGUAGUACACCAGCAACAACUCCUUCCAAAGGAGCUCCUUGGAAGACAGGGACAUGCCUCUCUCAGCCAGUGGGUUCUGGGGUCCCAGUCUCAAGUCAUUUCAAGCUGUUGGAUUACAUUAUCCCUGAGUGACCAAACUCACCUGUGAUCUAUGCAAAGUACCCAGCCCUCACCAGCGUUGAGGUAUAAGCCGAUGGCAAGGCGUUACAUCAGCAGCUCAGAAGACAACAAUGCCCCUCCUUGGGGG